Molecule: messenger RNA, 2586 nt
Organism: Durio zibethinus
Lineage: Eukaryota; Viridiplantae; Streptophyta; Magnoliopsida; Malvales; Malvaceae
Source: RefSeq, a predicted model, not a curated record
UAUCUGGGUUGUCCUUGUUUGCUUCUGGGUACUUUUGAGUUCAGCUUCGUCAUUGCCUAUGCCAAUUGAAUGUAUUCUUUGUUUUUGGCAAUUUUGGGUCAAUUUUUUUCAGUGGGUUGCUUUUGGUUUUGUUAAAUUAUGAAACUUUGAUUGCUUUUGGAUCUGCUCAUUCCUCAAGAGUAAACGCUGUGAGAAAAAGAAAAAAGGCAUUUCUUGUUCCAUUAUUCUGGCCUAUAUAUAUUGAUGUCUUCAGCAUGUUUUUGAUAUUUUGAGAUCUGAUUUUUUUUGGAAGAUUGUGAAGCUAUAAAUUCACACGUGCCAUUUCUAUGUUUAAAAUAUUUCUUUUCUUUAGAAAGGAGGUAUCUUCUUCUGAAAUUUACUUAGAAAAUGCUGAAUUAGCUCAUUAUUAGUGGCAGUUGAUUGAUUUAGGUCAUUGCUUGUGGAUGCUGUAAACAGCUGAGCAAGGUUUUAAGUUUGAUUUCUUUCAAGAUAGUAAUAACCUGGAAAUACAGGUUAUAAACUGUGCAGUUUGGGACAACUUACUGUCUGAAACUUAGUACCAUCUAACUUCCUUUUUUUUUUUUGGUUGAAGUGUGCCUCUAAUUUCACUCAUUUCAUACCAAAUGCCACCGUAGAGUUUCUGUUUCUGAUAGAAUUUAUACCCUUGGGUCACAGUUAAGUUAAUAGGCCGAGGUAGAGGCGAGCGAGGCUGUUACAAUUGAUUUAUGAAAUGGAAUUUGGCCUCAUUUUGUUCUUAUUUGUGGCUUCCAUCCCUGCAAUUUCGGCUGAAGAUGUUAGUCAUGGGGCAAUUGUCGUUGAUGGGACUACUACUGUUGCUCAAACUGAUAAUAACUUUAUCUGUGCUACAAUUGAUUGGUGGCCUCAUGAUAAGUGUGAUUACAACCAGUGUCCAUGGCACUAUACAUCUGCAAUAAAUCUGGACUUGUCUCACCCUUUCCUCGCCAAAGCUGUCCAAGCUUUCAACCGUUUGAGGAUAAGAGUCGGAGGCUCUUUGCAAGAUCAAGUAUUGUAUAAUGUUGGAAAUUUGACGUCUCCUUGCCAUCCGUUUAGAAAGAUGAAAGAUGGGUUGUUUGGAUUUUCAAAGGGAUGUUUACACAUGGAAAGGUGGGAUGAGCUGAACCAUUUCUUCAAAGCAUCCGGUGUAAUGUUGACAUUUGGCUUGAAUGCACUCCAUGGGAGACACAAAAUAAAGAGGAGCCUUUGGGGAGGGGAUUGGGACUCUACCAAUGCACAUGAUUUUAUGAAGUACACCAUUUCAAAGGGAUACCAGAUAGAUUCAUGGGAAUUUGGUAAUGAGUUGAGUGGAAAUGGUAUUGGUGCACAUGUUCUUGCUGACCAGUACGGGAAAGACUUGAUCUACCUUAAGAAAAUUAUAAAUGAGUUAUACAAAGGCUCCCAAUUUAAACCAUCGCUUGUAGCACCUGGAGGAUUCUUUGACCAAGAGUGGUUUGCUAAGCUUCUUCAGAUCUCAGGCUCAAGCAUACUUGAUGCCAUGAGCCAUCACAUGUACAAUUUGGGUGCAGGUGUUGAUCCCAAACUUGUGAGUAAGAUAUUGGAUCCCAACCACUUAAGCAAGGCAGCAGAUACAUUCAGCAAUCUUACACACCUAAUCCGGAGGCAUGGCCCUUGGGCUUCUGCUUGGGUUGGAGAAUCUGGUGGGGCCUAUAACAGCGGGGGUCGUCAUGUGUCUGAUACAUUUGUCAACAGCUUCUGGUAUUUAGAUCAGCUUGGGAUGGCGUCCAAGUACCAUACUAAAGUAUAUUGUAGGCAAACACUAAUUGGUGGGAACUAUGGUCUUCUCAACGCGACAACAUAUGUUCCCAACCCUGAUUAUUACAGUGCACUUCUAUGGCAUCGGUUAAUGGGAAAAGUGGUUCUAGCUGUUGAUGGUGAUGUGUCACCCUUUCUGCGAUCUUAUGCCCAUUGUUCAAAAGGAAGAGCUGGUGUAACUUUACUUGUGAUCAACUUGAGCAAUCAGACAAAUUUCAUAAUGAAUGUUCAAAAUAGUAUCAACCUCAAGUUGACUGUGAAAGAACAAAGCAUUAGCAGGGACAGCUUCAAACAUAGUCUUAAGAAAACUUUUUCCUGGGUUGGGGUUAAAGCUUCCGAUGAAGCACUAUUCCGAGAGGAGUAUCAUUUAACUCCGAAAGACGGAUACCUUCAAAGCCGAACCAUGGUUCUCAAUGGCAUUCCUUUAGAACUUACAGGUACUGGAAACAUCCCAAGGCUAGACCCUGUCCAUGUUAACGUGAAGUCUCCAAUAUCCAUCUCUCCUUUGUCGUUUGCAUUCAUAGUAUUCCCCAACUUCCAAGCUCCAGCUUGUGGAUGAUUUUCCAUUUUCCUUACAGCAGCAAUGCAAUAAUGAAGUGUUGACUAUGAUAAUUGUAUAAUAGCAGAAUCGUUUGUUUUUGGCAAUAUUGUUUUGAGCAAUUGUAAUUAUCAGUAGUUUCUGCAGCUAUUUUAUGUGGAAAAUAAGCGCAGUUGUAUUAUUAAUCAUUAUUAUGUUUUAUGUAGUGAUCUUUAUUAUAUUAAUUAAUCUCAGGCCUGUCCCUUUCUUUCUUCCCC